AUUUACCAACAAAACAGACACGGGCACAUCAACUCAUUUAAAAAGAAAGAAAUGAUCGUUUGUCUUCAUCCUAAAGCCAUCCAAAUCUAAAAGAUGCACUAAGAGAUGCCAGAAUGACUACUCACUUGGAAUCCUUCUUCUGGACUUUAGUUGAAAUAUGUUCUCUUUUGAAUUUAUUGGACUUUUCCACUACGAUGAGAUUGGAUUUUCAUGAGAAAGGAGUUAAUCUGCUUCUCAUCACUUUUUCAGGCAAGGAACACUCUUAAAAAUCUGAGAAGUAUCCUGAGAAUAUUUCAAAAGUCAAGGAUAAAGAUUUGAUCAAUAGAUCACCAAUGUCUUUGUGCGUUAGGUUCUAAAUUCAAAAUAAUCACAUUUUCAUGGAUAUAGCCGCCUCCAGUAGGAAGUACGCUCUGAUGGGACCUGGAUGACAGCCAGACAGAACAAGGGGCGGACAAAUGAAACUACAGCAGCAGAAGGAGGAAUAUGUUUUGUGUUUCCCAAUCUAAGAAAAGAACAUUUCUUUGUGUCCAUUUCUUCCUCUUAAAACCACCAGUAUCUAUUUAAACUAUUAAAGUUCUUAUCAACGUUGAAAAAAAAAAUUACAUUUGAUGCAACAAUGAUCGCUUUUAAUGUGACUCAGAGUCAGGAGACAUCCUUGGUAGGAUCAACUAUGAGGGAGAACUACGUAGUGACAUCACCCAGUCCAGACCUCACAACCCCUGCUGUGAUAGAAAGAGAAGUAGUGGCCAUGGGAUAUAUUCUUAGUGUGGGAUCCAUUUUUAUUAUCUCCACCAACCUUUUAGUCGCCAUUGCCCUGGUCCUGCUCAUCCGCAAGAGGGGCUGCCAGAGCUGGUGUUUUGUCUUAAACCUAUCCAUUGCGGACAUCCUAGUUGGUGUGGCUAUCACUGGCAUUGCCACUGAUGCUCUCGAAGGAAAGACAGCCUCCAUGGAGAAGGACAUUUGUUUGUUGCGCAUGACCUUUAUCAUUCCACCCACCGCAGCCUCCAUCCUAACCAUGUUCUUGAUCUCACUGGACCGCUAUGUAGCUAUAAAGCUGCCUCUGCGCUAUUUGCAGUUAAUGAGUAAUAAGAUGAUUGCUGGGGCUCUGGUUCCCAUCUGGCUCAUCUCAAUGUCUGUGGGAUUUUCACCCAGCAUUUUGAAACAGUUGCAGAGGGAAGACUAUCACAAGCUCUGCACGUUCUUCUCCGUCAUAGAGCCCAAGAGCAUCAUUGUGGUCUUCUGCCUUUUUUUCUUUCCACUGCUCUCGGUCUUCAUCUAUUUUUACAUGGACAUCCUGAAAAUUGCAUGUGGCCACCAGAAGCGCAUCCGUGCCCAGCAAGCAGGUUUACGCUUUCUGACGGCUAGCCGUUACUGGGGUCACGUAAAAGCCCUGCGGACUGUUGCCAUGCUGGUUGGUUGCUUCACGCUCUGCUGGUGCCCUUUUUUUGUGGUCAGUAUUGUGCAGGCAUCAUGUCCAACCUGUAAACUUUAUCACUUUUUGGAGAACCAUCUCUGGCUGUUGGGACUCUCAAACUCCCUUAUAAAUCCCCUUGUUUAUGCCUGCUGGCAGCGAGAGGUGAGGAACCAGAUCUUUGAGAUAUUCGCUCAUAUUAAAGUCAGGUUGUGUCUUGUGACACACUCUGAGACAGCAGACAGAUGCCACACAGACCACCCGACUGUCACUAAGGCAGUAAUGUUUCAUGACAAGAUGAUAGCCACCCCGUUAAAUUACAGUAGGUCUGUCACAAUUCCGGAACAACAUCCGGAAAAUAUUUCCAAUAGAUUGUGAGGACCAAAUGCAGUCAAGUAUAAUUCAAGUUAGUCCAGUAUUUGGUCAUCAGCUAUAUUGGUUUUUUCUUUCAUGGGAACAUGUCAUGUCAAAAUAUACAACAUUUAUAAAAAAAUUCA
This is a messenger RNA of Sinocyclocheilus grahami, 1908 nucleotides long. RefSeq names its product glucose-dependent insulinotropic receptor-like. The transcript has a single exon. Gene Ontology annotation, biological process: G protein-coupled receptor signaling pathway. The record is from RefSeq and is a predicted model, not a curated record. Lineage: Eukaryota; Metazoa; Chordata; Actinopteri; Cypriniformes; Cyprinidae. Gene Ontology annotation, cellular component: membrane. Gene Ontology annotation, molecular function: G protein-coupled receptor activity. Bases 617 to 1789 code for a protein of 390 amino acids.